AUGCUCUCAGCAUUCACUGCUCAGCCCAUCGUCGAGCUGAAGCAACGCGACAAGUCAAAAAUCGAGUCUAUACUUUCGCACAGUGACCAGCUCCUUGUUGGCCUUAAUACUGGCGCCCUCCGCAUUUACAGAGUCAAGAGUCCUCCGUCACGCCCCACUGAAUCUGACGACGAACAUGAAGAACACAAAACCGCGGCCGAUAGACGGACACCAAAACCUUCCGAGCUCCUGCGGGAGUACGAGAAGUUUUCAAGAUACAAGAUUGAGCAGCUAGCCGUUUUCCGCGAAGCGAAUAUCCUGAUUUCCCUGAGCAAUGGUCUAGUCUCUAUCCAUGACUUGGGCACCUACGAACUCAGUGAACAACUCACCAAAACUAAAGGAGCCAGCACCUUUGCCGCCACAAGUAACAUCGUCAAGGAUUCGUCAACUGGCGUGCCUACCCUUGUCAGCAGGUUAGCAGUUGCCGUCAAGAGGAGGUUGCUCAUUUGGACAUGGCAUGAUGGAGAACUCGACGGUGACGCUGCUGAGGUUGCGCUGUCGCACAGUAUCAAGUGCUUAACCUGGGCAACGGGUACCAAGGUUAUCGCCGGGCUCAGUGCAAACUAUGUACUUGUCGACGUUGAGUCUCAUCAGUUGAAGGACAUUAUCGGUCCUGGGAGUAUUGGUGGUCUUACCGGCCAAGAGAGCAGUAGGCUGGGAGGUACAAUGAGCUAUAUUGGUAUGGGAUCGAUGUUCCCAGCACCACUUGCAACCGGACUCGGGGAAAAGGAGAUGCUGCUGGCUAAGGACGUCAACACCCUGUUCAUCGACCGCAACGGAGAACCAAUUCCUCGACGCCAGGUUCCAUGGCGGGUGGCCCCUCAUGCGGUCGGAUAUUCAUAUCCUUACCUCCUAGCUUUGCAAGAAGCUGCAAAAGGCGUAUUGGAAGUCCGAAACCCUCAGACGCUCGCUUUACUUCAGUCAAUUGAUCUUCCUGGUGCGGUGUUACUUCAGGUCCCAAAUCCGAACAUCAGUCUGGCCCAUCAAGGGAAAGGAUUUCUGGUUGCCAGCGAACGUGUCGUCUGGAGGAUGCAAGGGCUGAAUUACGAUGCGCAAAUUGAUGCCUUGGUUGAUUGUAGUCAACUUGAUGAGGCAAUCAGCUUGUUGGAGAUGAUAGAAGAGACCCUCAUUAAGAAUAAAGCUGGACGAUUGCGCGAGAUCAAGAUGCAAAAGGCCCAGCGUUUGUUCGACGGAAAGAAAUUCAGAGAUGCCCUUGACUUGUUCAGUGAGGUCUCUGCGCCUCCUGAGCGUGUCAUCAAGCUAUAUCCAGCAGUCAUUGCAGGUGACCUCGCGGACGAGGAACUUGACGGUGCCAUGGGAGGCGAAGAGGAGCCACAGCCUGACGACAGUCUCCGAAAACUGCCCAAAAAGACAGAUAUUCCCUCCGGCCCUACAAAGACGACCAAGAUGAUUCCCUCAGAGGCUGACGCGGCAAGCAUACACAGCGUGAAAACCGCCGACCGCAAAGGAGGUGAGAGCUUCUCAGAAAAGGAACUUAAAACUGCUGCCCGAGAACUUCAGGCAUUUCUUGCUGAUGUUCGCCGCCGACUGCAACGAUUCUUUAACCCGGACCAGACAGUGCGCAAUCUAGCUGAAGUCCAAAUUGCAGCCCAGUCUGAGGAUAUCCGGCAAAUUACAGGACACCUUCUUGGGCUCCCAACGCUGGAUGAUGUUGACCUUGCCGACAAGCUACUGGAUGUGGCCAAGCUCGUCGACACCACCCUCUUCCGUGCGCAUAUGUAUGCCACACCCUCGCUUGCUGGAUCCCUGUUCCGCAUCCCCAACUUCUGUGACCCCGAGGUCGUGAUGGCAAAGCUAGAAGAGACAGAACGUUACAAUGAUCUGAUCGAGUUUUUAUACGGGAAAAGACUGCACAGACAAGCGCUAGAGCGACUGCGAAAGUUUGGACAAGCCGAAAAGACCGAAGAUAUUGAUCCCCAGCUGCAUGGGCCUGCAAGGACGGUCUCGUACCUUCAGAAUCUGGGUCCCGACCUGAUUGACAUGAUACUUGAAUUUGCCAGGUGGCCAUUGGAGACAGACCCGGCAAUGGCAAUGGAGAUCUUUCUGGGCGAUACGGAAAACGCAGAGUCACUUCCGCGUGAGAAAGUGCUCGCAUUCCUCGAGACUAUCAAUAUAGACCUAGCAUUGCGGUAUCUCGAACAUGUGGUGGACGAACUGGACGACCUGACGCCUGAGCUGCAUCAGCGGCUGGCCGCUCUAUAUCUUGAGCGCUUGAAGGAUUCGACCGCAACAAAUCGUGACGAUCUUCUGAACAGGUUCCUGACAUUGUUGAGGACAUCUGAUCAGUAUUCUCCUGCAAAGACACUGGGUUUACUGCCUCGGGAUGAUCCGACAUUCUAUGAAGCUCGGGCCAUUAUUUUUAGCAAGAUGGGCAAUCACAAGCAAGCCCUCGAAAUUUAUGUGUUCAAACUGCGUGAUCCGGGCAAAGCGGAGGAAUAUUGCAAUCAAACGCACCUGGAGGCAACCGGCAAAUACUCCAGCAAGUUGGUUUCUCGUCGGAGGCUUUCAACCACCGACCCAGUUGAUGAGGAGCAAUCAAUAUAUCAUAUUCUCCUUAACCUCUACUUGAAUCCCCCGAAAGGAGAGCAGGCACUUUUCGGACCGGCUAUUGAGUUGAUGGCCCGCCACGGACCCAGGUUGCCAGCAAGCUCGACCUUGGAGCUGAUUCCGGAAGAUUUGCUGGUGAAGGAGCUAGAGUUCUACUUCCGUGGAAGGAUUCGGAAUGCCAAUACUAUCAUGAACGAGUCGAUGAUAGUUUCUGGUCUGAGAAAGGUGGAUGCUGUUCGAGUACAGGCCGCUUUGCUACUUGGGGACGGCGUCCAAUCUGGCGGUCGAGGGAGAAAAGUGAAAAUCGACGAAGAUCGAGUAUGCGGCGUCUGCUAUAAGCGACUUGGUAGCAGUGUGAUCAGCGUAUUCCCCGACAACUCCGUCGUGCACCUUGGAUGCGCAGUGCGCAAGCAAAGCGAGAUCGCCGUGAAGGUUGUCUAA
Messenger RNA from Fonsecaea erecta, 3048 nucleotides. RefSeq lists its product as hypothetical. Bases 1 to 3048 code for a protein of 1015 amino acids. The record is from RefSeq and is a predicted model, not a curated record. NCBI's taxonomy places the organism in Eukaryota, Fungi, Ascomycota, Eurotiomycetes, Chaetothyriales, Herpotrichiellaceae. Gene Ontology annotation, cellular component: fungal-type vacuole membrane; cytoplasm. Gene Ontology annotation, biological process: intracellular protein transport; vesicle-mediated transport; endosomal vesicle fusion. The transcript has 2 exons.